GGACUACAUUAUGACAUGACGUAUUGAUUUGCUCCCCAACAAUGCAAUAAAUCGUUCCAGUAAGUCUUAAUAUUAAUCUUGUUCGUCCGUGAGGAGGUGAAAACAACACGAUGUUUCGAUUUCUCUUCAACACUAGCCUGAUAUUUCAUGUAUUUUUGAUAUUGCUCCUUUCAUCUGUUUCCGGCCUAAAUGCAGAAGGAAAUGCAAUUUCUUCAGGAAAUCGUCCGGAAGAACGCAGCAUAUCACCUUUGCGUAAUAUAACAUUAGGAGUCUAUUCCAAUGUUUUGAGAGAGAAAAGGGAAAUACAAGAAGAAGUUUGUAAUUCGGCUGCCUCAGAUUUUAGAUGUAGUGAUGGAAAACGAUCUUGCCGAAAGCGAUGUAGGGAUAAAGUGACAAGAGAAAAUGCGACGGAGUUUUACUGCCAUUGUGACGAGUUAUGUUCGCACUAUGGUGAUUGUUGCCCAGAUUCUAGGUACCAAUGUCGAAAUUGUAACGCUACUGAAAGAGGUAUCAUCGAAACUAAUCAGACCCUCAUUGAUAUCGGAAAUGAUAGUUGCGCGCCUGUUUUUGUUCAUAAAACACAGCGCGCAAAUUACCAAUGCACGCGUGUUCAGGGAGUCGUGCGUGUCUACCUAAGAGCAAGUUGUCAUGCGGACUAUAAGAAUUCUGCACUGGAAAGGAAAUGCUUAAGUGAAGAUGAGCCCUAUUCAAAAAUUCCUUCCUAUGAUGUCACGAAGGGAGAACAUUACAAGAAUAAAUAUUGCGCCGAAUGUAACUUCGUUGAGGCAGCGCUCUCUUGGAGGCUGAGAAUCGAAUGCGUAAAUAAGGAUUCCUUGAACGGUUUAAAACUUGGAAGCUUGAAUAUUCCUCGCAUCAUGGAAUUCAUACAUAUACAUGAUUCAAGAAACAUUGGCCGUGGAUGUAGAAUCGAUUAUUUGGAACCCUUGUUGGACACGAAUGAGAACAUCCCACAGUUACGCCCAUGCAUCAGUACUCAGUUUGAGUGUGAAUAUUGUGAGGACACAACUCUGGCAGCACUUUGCCAUACCUACGGGUUAGACCCAGUUGAUGAUUGGAAUGUUUAUCACAACCUUUACUGUUUGAAAUGUGGUAAUCAGUUCGGAAGACCAAGAUUUGCACCAUACCCUCAGCUAUGUCAACUUGUCCAAUUUGCAAAUAGACAAGACCUGAAUGAAGGGCUUCACAUACUUUCGUUUCAAAUUCUUAUGGACGUUACAGGAGACACUAUCAACGUAAGAACUGUUGCUGGUCAUCAAGAUACGAAAAUAGCUGAAGUGGAGCUGUCUUGUUCCGGCGACUCGUUUCAAUGCCGUUUGAAGCGCUGUCAUGGCAAUUUGACAAGAGUUGGAGAUGAAUGUGUUGUCAGAGGGUUUGAGAGAUCGAGGAGUUCAACGGUGACCUCAAUAACUACAGAACGGAAGAUAAAAGCGGCGGCAAGUGCAAUGGCCGAUAUUUCACCGUUACUGAUGUGGAUUUCGAUCCCCACAAUCAUCAUGCAAUAAUAGUCUCGCGUGUUUGUUUCACCCGAGUGAGCAACUUUAGAAUAUUGUUGACUGCUUUUUCUCUCUACAUUAUUCGGCGUGUUAUAUGAAGCUUAGACAAUUUCUAAAGACAAAGUCCUUAAGCUGUACACUUAUUAAAUCAUUUGUAUUCACCUUUCCACAAAGUCAGCUCAUGAAUAUUAUAAUGAGCUGCUUAAAAACCUGUGACGUCAAUGAGAGAAACUUUUUCCCGCGAAAAACAAAUGCAAUUGAGUUUACAUGUAAAUCCUCGGUUGAUUGCUGUACGUUUUACCUCUUCAAAUGUGCAAGUAAUCAGUUAAUUAUUGACGGAUUUUUAUUGAACGUCAAAUUGACAUUUAUUUACGCCUUCUAAGCGAUUUAAAUAUUAAAUUUCUGUUCAUAAUGAGUAAAUAAUUUGAAGAGAAUUACUCCCGGUCAGUUUUCAAUCGUGAUAGGAACCGGAUGUGAACAGGUGAAAUUAUCAUAAUCAUUAGUUCACCAACAUUAUAACAAGUCUCCUAUGCAUAAAAAUAUAUAGAUAGACAAUCUAUUUUAAGUUAAUCUUCAGUGUCAUUUGAUGAAUGACCUGUUAAAAUUAAAAACAUUUGCUCUUAUUCAUUAAAUCAUUGACUUCACUACUUCCAUAAUUCAAUCAACUAGACGAUUACUUCCUAUUUAUUUCUGUAAGUCAUAUCAGAUCGUAUCUUGAAAAUAUUAUACUUGAAAACAUUGGGAUAUAAAAUUGAUAUCUUGAAGGAGCGUGGCAUAUAUAAAGAUUAUCCUAUAUGAGGUUCAGGAUAUUGGGAUUAUCCCGAGGCAAAUAUAAUAUAUCUGCCCGACUAUAGGAUAAUAUGUUUAUCCCAUACCAAUCUUGGUCAUCUGGUUCACAUUGUUCAAUCGUGGAAAUAUUUUAGAAUAUUCAUGUCCAGUUUUGUUUUCUUGGCCGUGGGCGGAUUUUCCUGUUAUCUCAAAUAUUCCCAAUAUACGUCCAAGUAUGGGAUAAACAUAUAUAUAUA
Molecule: messenger RNA, 2539 nt
Organism: Owenia fusiformis
Lineage: Eukaryota; Metazoa; Annelida; Polychaeta; Sabellida; Oweniidae
Source: the annotation of a GenBank genome assembly